AAACUAAUCAAGGCCGUGUGUUUGCUGUGUGAGGGCAAGUUCACGGGGAUGACGGCGCUGAGGAAACACCGAUGUCCGGCGCUGACGAAGACGCUGGUCUGUUCGAUCUGCCCGCAGACGUUCGACUGCAGACAGAGUUUGGCCGACCACGAAAACCAGCAUUCAGGAGAGAAGGAUUUUAUCUGCGAAAUUUGCGGUGAGAGAUUCUUCUCCUUGGUGUCGCUGUCCACUCACCGCGUGACGCACAAGUGGAAGGAAAACUGCUGCGACGCGCUCGGCCUCGGCUGCAGCAACACGUGCAUCCUGAGGAACCACCUGAGCCAACCCAGCGGCCAGAAGCUGUUCACCUGCGACGUCUGCGGGAAAGGCUGCAGCCAUCGCAGCGCCCUCAAACACCACAUGCUGACCCACACGGGCGAGCGGCCGUACGUCUGCGAAACCUGCGGCAAACGCUGCGGUCACGCCAGCGCGCUCCAGAACCACAUGAGGGUCCACACGGGCAGGAAACCAGGGCAGCGGCCGGUCUGCGACGUCUGCGGGAAAACGUUCCGGUGCGCGGUGAACCUGAAGUAUCACAUGAGCGUCCACACGGGGGAGCGGCCGUACGCCUGCGAGGUGUGCGGCAAAAGGUUUACCAACCCCACCAACCUGAAGACGCACCAGCGCCUCCACACCGGAGAAAAGCCGUAUCGCUGCGGCGUCUGCGAGAAGGCGUUCGUACAGAGGAGCGAGUUCACCAAACAUCAGCGCAGUCACAUCCCGUUGGAGGAGGACGGUGGGAAACAGACGGACCCACAGAGACCCUGAGCACACAACACUGGAGUACACAGGGGUCAAACAUGCGGCCCAGGGGCCAAAUCCAGCCCGCCAAAGGGUCCAGUCUGGCCCGAAGGAAUAAUAUGUGAAAUGCAAAAAUUACACAAAAGAUAUGACUCAUUUUAGUUGAAGUUCCACAUACAGUCCAGUUUAAUCUCCAGUGGGUUGGACCAGUAAAAUACUGUCAUAAUAACCUCUAAAUACUCACAACUCUAAAUGUUUCUCUUCUAAAUUUAAACACUUGUGUGUCACUUUACUGUAUUUACACUAUCAUUUCACAAAACAACACGAAUAACGUGAACAAAUAUGAAAAAUGUGAAAUAUCUGAAGUGUAAGUUUACUAAUAUUCUGCCUCUUUAUUAAAUGUUUUGUG
Messenger RNA from Sphaeramia orbicularis (orbiculate cardinalfish), 1189 nucleotides. RefSeq names its product gastrula zinc finger protein XlCGF7.1-like. The record is from RefSeq and is a predicted model, not a curated record. Gene Ontology annotation, molecular function: DNA-binding transcription repressor activity, RNA polymerase II-specific; RNA polymerase II cis-regulatory region sequence-specific DNA binding. Gene Ontology annotation, biological process: negative regulation of transcription by RNA polymerase II; regulation of immune system process; regulation of cytokine production. Gene Ontology annotation, cellular component: nucleoplasm. NCBI's taxonomy places the organism in Eukaryota, Metazoa, Chordata, Actinopteri, Kurtiformes, Apogonidae. The transcript has a single exon. The annotation marks the transcript as partial.